This is a messenger RNA of Lactuca saligna, 405 nucleotides long. The record is from the annotation of a GenBank genome assembly. Lineage: Eukaryota; Viridiplantae; Streptophyta; Magnoliopsida; Asterales; Asteraceae.
AUGGUACUUUUGGCUAGGCAAAUAUGGAACUACAAAACUACGCCGUCUUUUGCUGAAGAAAUCCACAACCUUCACGGUUUGAUUAAUGCCAUUGGAAAAUUUCAACCAACCUUUGGAACCGAUACAUGGAAAUGCCCUAAAUCGAAUGAUGGUAUCUACAAUAUAGAUACUAUCAGAUUAAUAAUUGAUAAUACCGAACCAACGAAUAAUGAAGUAUUUAUCCCGUGGAUUCAUGAUGUUCCAAUAAAGGUGGAAUAUAGUAAUAAUGGUUACUUAAGUGGAACCAAAGAAGAAAUAAGCUCUAAACUUCCAUUUUAUCCCGGACUUGAGGCUGUAGGAUUAAUUGCUCUAGUGGGUGAUGAAGUUAAAAAUCUAAAAGUCGGCACUCCAGCAGCAAUACUUUAA